ACGGAAGUUAGCUUCUUAAUGAAAAGACCUGUAGUUAGUGUCAUAAGGCUAGGAAGGGGUAAUUUAAAAGGCAGAGAACGUUAAUGCUGUAAUUUGUAGGUGUUUAAGUGUGCAGUUAAAUCUUGUCGAACUGAAUAUAUGUGAGGAAUUCAUCAAAAAUUUCCACUUCAUGUAUCAGGACACUCUGAAGGCUUGAAUCAACGGUACCAGUGGAGGUGACUACUUAGCCACACCGAGUGACUUGUCUUUGAAGCUAACAAACGACGGGGACAAGAAUAUUAACAAUUUUUAACUGAAAUCUCUUUCAUAACCAAGACCCAAUUUUAAAGGAACUAUUAAGUUGUUAUUUCUCCCUAAAAAAUUUUGGAUAUUGAAGUAUUUGGCGAUACCAAACCAGGAAUAACAGUGCGUAUAAAAAAUCCUAGAAAAAUUCAAAGGGAAGAAUUGAAAUAAAUAAGGUGGAAAAAAUAAAAUAUAGCAAUAAAGACUAUUAUCUGUACGACCAAACGUAUACUUUUGUUUUACAUAUCCAAUUGAGUGGACUUGUACUACAAUUAGUUUGGUUUGUGUAUAUCUGGUCACGUAUUUGUCUAUCAAUUUACUUAGGUUGUUUAUCACAAAAUAUGUCAUCUGUAUGCGAUCGUUUGUUGAAGUCAGUGGCCCCAACAAAUAUUGAGUCUCGUUCUCGUAGUAAAGUGACUGUUAUAGGUGUUGGAAUGGUUGGAAUGGCUGCAGCAUUCUCUACCAUGCAAGUGGCAGGAGAACUCGCACUUAUUGAUGUCGUAGCAGAUAAGGUUAAAGGAGAAGUUCUUGAUCUACAGCAUGGUCAACAGUUUAUUGGCAGGUGCAAAAUUGAUGGGGGAACCGACUACAAAUACUCUGCAAAUUCAGAUAUUGUCGUCAUCACUGCUGGUGCCAGACAAAACGAAGGAGAAUCACGACUGAACCUUGUUCAGCGUAAUGUUGAUAUAUUCAAGAAAAUAAUACCGAACAUUGUGAAAUACAGUCCAAACUGCAUCAUAGUCGUCGUAUCGAACCCUGUCGAUAUUUUGACAUAUGUUGCUCGAAGAUUGAGUGGAUUUGAAGCUCAUAGAGUAAUUGGGACCGGAACCAUGCUUGACUCGGCGAGGUUUCGUUUUCUGUUAGGUGAGAAAUUGGGAGUAUCUGCCAAUUCUGUCCAUGGGUAUGUAAUUGGUGAACAUGGUGACUCGAGUGUUGCUGUUUGGAGUAAUGUGAAUGUUGCUGGAGUUCGGCUGUCUUCUCUAAAUCCAAAGAUAGGAUGCAAAGAUGAUCCUGAAAAUUUCGAGGAAAUACACAAGCAAGUUGUCCAGAGUGCCUAUGACAUCAUUCGCUUGAAAGGUUACACCUCAUGGGCGAUCGGGUUGACAUGUCGAUCACUUUGUAACGCACUAUUAAAUAACCAUCACACAGUUUAUCCACUCUCUGUUCCGGUCAAAGGAAUUCACGGAAUCGAAGAGGAUGUUUAUUUGAGUUUACCAUGUCUUGUUACUUCAGCUGGAAUCAGUCAUUUGAUUCCGCUUGAACUUAGUGCGGAUGAAUUGUGUAAAUUGAGAAAAAGUGCUGCCACUCUGAAUGAAGUUAUAACGAAAAUCCAGUGGUAAAGUCGUACGACUAAUAGUUGCCGCACGUUCACGUAUAAAAAAAACACUAGCUUUCCCCCUUUUCAUGUAUGUUCUCUGUUUUUAAAUUAGUAAGUAUUAGAUAUGAAGCAUCUUAAUUUUUGUUUACUGAAAUUGUUCUCUAAAUUUUUUUCCAAAGAAUUAAACAAAUUAUUCGGUUAGAAAUAUGAACAGCUUUCCUUCUUUCCUGUUAGUUAUAACCGUACAUGAUCUAAGGUUUAAUAAACUACAGAAUGAUUCACAUUCCUGUCAUCUUGCGAAUCAGGUUUUUAUGGUAUCGCAUAUCGCGAAGAGCCUUUACAAGCCAUCCUUUGGCCUACUAUUUAGAGUUUCAGCAUAUAUGACUUGAAUAUUAUCUAUUAACGGUCAGUGGUAUAAUAUAAAGGUCAAAUAGAAUUGAUGUGGCUUUUUUUCUUCAGAAGUUACAGUUACCCAACCAAAACAGAUUUUGCUACAUGGAUUUUAAUCAAAUUACAAAAAUGUACAAUUUACAGCCUAUUGAUAAUUUAUUACAGGCCAAAAAUGUUUGUUCAUUUACAUGUGAACGCAAAAUUUGAAAUACAAGAUAAUCAAUCAUUUCUUUCUAAAUUUUUCUAAUAAUACCCAAGAACUUUUUAUCAAUAGAGGUCAGGAAUCACAAUAACCGUGCAAUAAAUAAUGACCCAUUACAUCUUUAUUCCUUCACAACAGAUUUUCACUGUGCUCAGUCUAUUUUUUUCAGAUUUCAAUCACCAGGCUAAGAGCAACCUCAUUGAUUAAACAGAAUAGAUGAGAAAACAGACAAUACCAAAUGAAUUCAAACUUCACCCCAUCACACAGGCAAGUGGCUAUCAGAACUCAGUAGCUAAGUGGAUAAAAUGACGGCGUUUGAAACAAACAGUACUGGGUUCGAAUCUCCGGGUAAACACUAACUCUCGGAUGUAGGUACAUCGAGCUGACGCGUCCCAAAUAGGACGGGACGCGCGUCCUGGAUUCCACUGCUAGCCACUAUCCAUCUUUGCUUAUAAAGUCUAAAGUAGUCUUUAGAUUUCUUGUUUCAACUACAGGUCAUCUGCAGAACUAGUGUAUUGUUACCAUGAUAAUCAAGACAAAUAGAGAACAUUUAAUGUUGAAAAUCAGUAUUCUUAGGGCUUAGUUUUUCAUCAUGUGCUUUUCGUUAAUAGAUGGCUCAAACAUAAUAG
Molecule: messenger RNA, 2821 nt
Organism: Schistosoma haematobium
Lineage: Eukaryota; Metazoa; Platyhelminthes; Trematoda; Strigeidida; Schistosomatidae
Exons: 3
Coding region: 624-1622 (332 amino acids)
Biological process (GO): carboxylic acid metabolic process
Cellular component (GO): cytoplasm
Molecular function (GO): L-lactate dehydrogenase (NAD+) activity
Source: RefSeq, a predicted model, not a curated record